Oncorhynchus keta (chum salmon) is the source of this 1039-nucleotide messenger RNA. Its product is annotated as translation initiation factor eIF-2B subunit beta-like. Bases 98 to 1039 code for a protein of 313 amino acids. Gene Ontology annotation, molecular function: guanyl-nucleotide exchange factor activity; translation initiation factor activity. Gene Ontology annotation, biological process: translational initiation. Gene Ontology annotation, cellular component: eukaryotic translation initiation factor 2B complex. NCBI's taxonomy places the organism in Eukaryota, Metazoa, Chordata, Actinopteri, Salmoniformes, Salmonidae. The transcript is spliced from 6 exons. The record is from RefSeq and is a predicted model, not a curated record.
UUCACGCACAAUGUAGUUCCGGUUCAAUUUCCCUCUUCAGUAAAUGUGUGACAACAUCAAAUAGUUUUUUAUACAGCAAGUGAACUUAAAAAACAAUAUGCCUGGGGCAGACAAGGAAACAGAUCUUACGGAACGAAUCGAGGCUUUUCUUGCCGAUUUGAAGCGGGGAGGCAGUGGGACAGGACCCCUCCGAGGGUCGGGGGAAAUGGCCAGAGAAACCACAUAUUUGCUUCGGAGAAUAACAGCCCAGGCACGAUGGAGCAGCGCAGGUGACCUGAUGGAGAUCAUUCGCAAUGAGGGAAGGAGAAUGACGGCCGCCCAACCGUCCGAGACCACCGUGGGCAACAUGGUACGCCGCGUGCUCAAGAUCAUCAGGGAGGAGUAUGCCAGGUCCCGUGGUAGCAGUGAGGAGACCGAGCAGCAGGAGUCCCUCCACAAGCUGCUGACGGCAGGGGAACUGAGUGAGGAGAACUUCAGACAGCACUUUGUUCAUCUCAAAGCCAACGUCAUAGAGGCCAUCAAUGAACUCCUCACAGAGCUGGAUGGCACCACAGACAACAUCGCCAUGCAGGCCCUGGAGCACAUCCACUCCAACGAGGUCAUCAUGACUGUCGGCCGCUCACGCACCGUCGAGGCCUUCCUCAAAGACGCAGCGAGGAAACGCAAGUUCCACGUCAUCGUGGCCGAGUGUGCCCCCUUCUGCCAGGUAUACGCUAUACUUUCACCCCUCAUUCGCUUCCAUCAACCCUCCCUCUAUCCAUCCAUCAUCAUCCCUCCAUCCAACUAUACCUCCAUCCCUAUCUAUCCCUCUCUCCCUGCAUGCCUCUAUCCAUCAUCCCUCCAUCCAACUAUACCUCCAUCCCUAUCUAUCCCUCUCUCCCUGCAUGCCUCUAUCCAUCAUCCCUCCAUCCAACUAUACCUCCAUCCCUAUCUAUCCCUCUCUCCCUGCAUGCCUCUAUCCAUCAUCCCUCCAUCCAACUAUACCUCCAUCCCUAUCUAUCCCUCUCCCCUGAACACUUUCUAUGGAGAUGGUCAGUGA